AGACACCUAGCUCCUCCCUCGAGGCAGUCCCUUCCUCUACAUAAGAAGAGCUCCAUAGGCAGGCAUCUCAAUGGGCAGGAAGUUCUUAGAGAGUUAUUGUUGUGUAUGAGCACAAGCGGUCUCUCUUUUUAGCCCAGUGUAAGGUGUAAUAGCUCAGAUCGAGGAUGUCUCUUAUGGAGGGUCUUCUCCUCCAGGCUCCCAGCACAGUGACACUGGUGGGGGCUGUGCUGUUUCUGCUGGUCCUCUACCUCCUUUCCUCUGGAUCCAGCUCUGAGGAACACGGAAAGGAGCCUCCAGGACCCAGGCCGCUGCCCCUGCUUGGUAACUUGCUCCAGCUGGAUCUCAAGAGGCCCUACCAGACUCUCUGUGAGGUGAGAUUUUAAUGUCAAAAGCUUGCUUGCUUGAACUAUUCAAUUUCAAGUACCUCCUUUCAAGGUAUUGGCUCACAGUACCCAGCUAGCACAUUUGGUUUCUUGGAAGUUGUGGGAACGUAUGUUUUUGGUUUCAUAUUGGUUGUGGGAACGAAGCCAUACGUUUCCUGACCGGUAAAAUGUAACGUUUUUUAAACGUUCUGAGAACAGAAGGGAACAGUUUGCGGAAAAUAUUGAUUAUCUUGAGGGUUUUUUAAGAACUUCCUUAAAAGUUGCACUGAAUGUUUCAAUAAGACUUUUAAUAACACUGCUAGCUUAUUUUGUGUUAGCUUUUUUGAAUUCCAAGCACAGACAGGACACAUGGAAUUUCAUUUCCUUAGGCAUUAAUCUUGAAAACACAUUUCUCUUUUAAUUGUGACACAGCAUCAAUGAGAUUCAAACCUAUAAUUUUCUGUUCUCUAUCAAUGGAAUUGGUCCACAGCGUCACCAGGGUGGAGCUAGCAUGCCAUGUUUUUUUAAUCAUACAAAUCUGUUAAUUUUAGUCUAUUCAAACAGACCCCAUUUAAAAGGAAACAAGCACUCAUUAAGAUUAGCUGUGGCUGAACAGUAGGUGCAGCCAACACACCCGAACACACUUAACAAGAUAGAGGAUAGAGAGAGUUUUGUUGAUGCUGAGAAUGGAAUGUAUGUUUAUAAAUAACAUUCUUAUAACGUUCUCUGAACGUUAUUAAAGUUUUCUUGUGGUUUUUAUGGAAAGUUUUCUUAAUGUUCUCAGAACAAUUUGAGAACAUGACUUUAAAUUGAACAAUGAGGAAACCUGUAGGAAACAUUAUGAUGAAGUUCUCAAAUUCCCACAGAAGAACGUUUUUUCUUAAUGUUCUCUGAACUAUUUGAGAACAUUUGUCGGGAUCGGUGUCCAGUAAAUGGGACGGUUGAGCUAAUGUGCGCUAAUGUGAUUAGCUUGACUGUUGUAAGUAACAGCAAACUUUCCAGGACAUAGACAUGUCUUAUAGGGGCAGAAAGCUUACAUUAUUGUAAAUCUAACUGCACUGUCCAAUUUACAGUAGCUAUUACAGUGAAAAAAUACCAUGUUUUUGUUUGAGGAGAGUGCACAACAACAAAAAACAUAUCAAGUCAACUGGUUUGAUACAUUCACCUCUGAAGGUAAAUAAUAUACUUACAUUCAGUAAUCUUGCUCUGAUUUGUCAUCCUCAGUGUCCCAGAGAUAAAAGGUAGCAUAGUUUUGUUUGAUAAAAUCAAUUUUUAUAUUCAAAUGUAGGGACUGGGUUCUACAGUUUGAACCCCUGCUGUCUCUGGCUCCACACCCACCCCUACCGGCCAUCUAGAUCUAUGAAAGUUAGGGUAUAAGCUAAUGAUCCAUCGUGUAUGACAUUCCAAACUUACAUUUUGUAUUACCAUAUCAUUUUUGUAUGUUCUCUAUAGUUAUGUACUUAAAAAUGUAUCAAUUGACCAAUUUGGCACAUUUGGGCAGACAAAAUAGUCCAGUAUUGCAAUUCUUCACUGGAUCAAUCUGAAGCUUUGCGCGCGCACUGCUGCCAUCUAGUGGCAAAAAUCUAAAUUGCGCCUAAACUGCAAUAUUAUAUUGUGGCCUUUCUCUUGCAUUUCAAAGAUGAUGGAACAAAAUAAAACGCAUGUUUUUUUGUUUGUAUUAUCUUUUACCAGAUCUAAUGUGUUAUAUUCUCCUACAUUAAUUUCACAUUUCCACAAACUUCAAAGUGUUUCCUUUCAAAUGGUAUCAAGAAUAUGCAUAUCCUUGCUUCAGGUCCUGAGCUACAGGCAGUUAGAUUUGGGUAUGUCAUUUUAGACGGAAAAUUGGAAAAAAAGGGUCAGAUCCUUAAGAGGUUAAACCAGUUUGAGAACGUUCCUGAACAUUACCAACAUUUAAUUAAAUUUAACCAUGUUUGAACUUUUAGGAAACAUUCUGUUAAAGUAAUGAAAUACCAAUAAAAUAACGUAUUUUUUGUCAAGUUCCUUAAAUGAAGUGACAAUGUUCGAAAGCCAAGCAGCUAUACUGCACCAUUCCCAGAAAGAUGUGGGAAGGUUGUUUGCAGAAUAACCAUAUGACAACCACGCUCUCACCAAGCUCUAAGAAACAUGGUUCUCAGAACGUUAUGUGCUAGCUGGGUAUUUACAUUAUCAGUCAUUCAUUUCUGGAAGGUAACACAAAAAACUUGUCUGUCAAACAUUGACCUCAGAAGUUCAUACUCUCACAUUUUACGAGGCAUUUGGCUUUGAAAGGAAAGGAUCUUAUCUGUCUAAACCUGGCCUUUCGGCUUAUUUCAUGUUUUACAGCUGUCCAAGAAAUAUGGCUCGGUGUUCACAGUUCACGUUGGACCCAGAAAAGUGGUCGUUCUUGCAGGAUACAAGACAGUCAAGCAAGCACUGGUCAACCAUGCAGAGGAGUUUGGGGACAGGGGCAUCAAUCAUAUGUUUAAUGAAAUAAACAAAGGACACGGUAAUGUCAGAUAACUUAACUGAUUCUCAGGCCUACUACAUUGCAAACCUUGACAAUGGACAGUUAAGUAGGCAUGCUUGGUGCCAGUGGUGGAAAAAGUACCCAACUGUCAUACUUGAGUAAAAGUAACGAUACCUUAAUAGAAAAUGUCACCCAGUAAAAUUCUACCUGAGUAAAAGUCUAAAAGUAUUUGGUUUAAAAUAAAAUAUACUUAAGUAUCAAAAGUAAAUGUAAUUGCUAAAAUGUACUUAAGUAUCAAAAGUAAAAGUAAAAGUAUGCACACAUGACUGUAAGUCACUUUGGAUAAAAGCUUUGGAUAAAAUCUGCUAAAUUGCAUAUUAUUAUAUUAUUAUUUCAAAUUCCUUAUAUUAAGCAAACCAGACACCACCAUUUUCUUGUUUUUAAAAUUUACGGAUAGCCUGGGGCACACUCAGACAUCAUUUACAAACGAAGCAUGUGUGUUUAGUGAGUCCGCCAGAUCAGAGGCAGUAGGGGUGACCAGGGAUGUUCGGUUGAUAAGUGGGUGAAUUUGACUAUUUUCCUGUCCUAAUAUGCAUUCAAAAUGUAACGAGUACCUUUGGGUGUCAAGGAAAAUGUAUGGGGUAAAAAGUAUAAUAUUUUCUUAAGGAAUGUAGUGAAGUAAAAGUAAGUCGUCAAAAAUAUAAAUAGUAAAGUAAAGUACAGAUACCCCAAAAUACUACUUAAGUAGUACUUUAAAGUAUUUUUACUUAAGUACUUUACACCACUGCUUGGUGCCAUACUGUAAAAACCAACAACAAUAUAUACGAUGCUCUUCUGUGUUCUAACCUAACAACCCCAAAUAUCUGAUAUAAAUAUGAAGAAAAAAUCUGAUUUUGUAUGAAACCUGCUACUUCCAUUAAUGUGUUUUCUUAAAAUAGUUUUGUAUUCCUUUAAGAAUGUCACUCAACUACUACAUCAGAACAAUUUUGUUCUACUGUACUUUUUUAUAGGUAUUGUAUUUGCCAAUGGAGAUUCAUGGAAAGAGAUGAGACGCUUUGCCCUGACAAACCUUAGGGACUUUGGAAUGGGCAAGAAAGCGAGCGAGGAGAAGAUCAUUGAAGAAAUUCGCUACCUGACUGAAGUGUUUGAAGAGCACAAGGGUAAAAGUUUGAUGUUCUUAUAUGAAUAACACAAGAAAAAUAAGUCUUCAUCUUGUCUCAGUUUUUCUCAUUUUGAGUCUGUUGUUGCUCUUUGUCACAGGUAAAGCAUUUGAUACAACCCAGCCAAUUAAUUACGCCGUCUCCAACAUCAUCUGCAGCAUUGUGUACGGCAGCAGGUUUGAAUACUCUGAUCCCCGGUUCCGACGCUCGGUGGAUCAAGCCAAUGAGGCCAUCCAACUUGGAGGAUCUGUUUCAAUACAGGUACGAUACGGUGCUUAUCAUGUUUACUUUGAGAACAAUGACAGACUGGUCACACUAGACUAAAUUAGUCCAAGUAUAAUAUAUACAGAGUUCAUUCUUGCGUUGCUUUUUAUUUAAAGUUGUACAACAUUUUCCCAUGGUUGGGCCCAUUGCUGAAGUCCAGGACCCGUAUCAUUAAAAAUGUUACCAACAACCAAGAGGAGAUGAUGGAGCUGGUGAGGGGGCUGAAGGAGACUCUCAACCCUCAGAUGUGUAGAGGCUUUGUGGACUCGUUCCUUGUCCGAAAGCAGACCCUGGAGGUAUAAAGAGUUAUUACAGUUAUAAACAUGUAAUUUCUUGGAGUGAAUAACUAGGGGGUCCGGGGAGAUGAUUUAGAAAUACCUGUUCUUGUUUACUGAAACAUGACCUGUGUUUGUUUGUUUAUGUAUUAAAAGGAAUCAGGCAACAUGAACUCUCAUUACCACAAUGAGAAUCUCAUACAGACAGUGGCCAACCUGUUUGCUGCUGGUACCGACACCACCGGGACAACCCUGCGCUGGGGUCUGCUGCUCAUGGCCAAGUACCCCCAUAUACAGGGUAAGGACUGAUACUCACACACUCACCUGACAAACACGUUGUACAGUGAAUUCGGAAAGUAUUCAGACCCUUUCUUUUUUGUUAAGUUACAGCCUUAUUCUAAAAUAGAUUAAACCGUUUUUUUCCCUCAUCAAUCUACACACAAUAUCCCAAAAUGACAAAGCAAAACCAGGUUUUUGGAAAUGUUUGCAAAUGUAUUAAUAAUAAAUAAAUAAAAAUAUCACAGACCCUAUACUCCAUACUUUGUUGAAGCACCUUUGGCAGCGGUAACAGCCUCGAGUCUUCUUGGGUAUGACGCUACAAGCUUUGUACACCUGUAUUUGGGGAGUUUCUCCCGUUCUUCUCUGGAGAUCCUCUCAAGCUCUGUGAGGUUGGAUGGGGACCAUCACUGUACAGCUAUUUUCAGGUUUCUUCAGAGAUGUUCGAUCGGGUUCAAGUCCGGGUUCUGGCUGGGCAACUUCCUGUUGGAAGGUGAACCUAUGCCCCAGUCUGAGGUCUUGAGCGCUCUGGAGCAGAUUUUCAUCAAGGAUCUCUCUGUACUUUGCUCCGUUCAUCUUUACCUCGAUCCUGACUAGUCUCCCAGUCCCUGCCGCUGAAAAACAUCCCCACAGCAUGGUGCUGCCACCACCAUGCUACACCGUAGGGAUGGUAUUGGCCAGGUGAUGAGCUGUUUUCCUCCAGACGUGACGCUUGGCAUUCAGACCAAAGGUUUCUUGGUUUCAUCAGAACAGAGAGUCUUGUUUUUCAUGGUCUGAGAGUCCUUUAGGUGCCUUUUGGCAAACUCCAAGUGGGCUGUCAUGUGCGUUUUACUGAGGAUUGGCUUCUGUCUGGCCACUCUACCAUAAAGGCCUUGUUGGAGGAGUGCUGCAGAGAUGAUUGUCCUUCUGGAAGGUUAUCCCAUCUCCACAGAGGAACUCUGGAGCUCUGUCAGAGUGACCAUCAGGUUAUUGGGCACCUCCCUAAACAAGGACCUUCUCCCCCGAUUGUUCAGUUUGGCCGGGCGGCCAGCUCUAGGAAGAGUCUUGGUGGUUCCAAACUUGUCCAUUAACUCUGGCCUUGGUUUUUUGCUCUGGACAUGAACUGUUCUCAACGUGGGACCUUAUUACACAGGACCUUGUGUUGCCUUUCCAAAUAUGUCCAAUCAAUUGAAUUUACCACAGGUUGGACUCCAAUCAAGUUGUAGAACAUUCCAGGAUGUAAUGGAAAACACGAUGCACUGUGCUAAAUUUGAGUCUCAUAGCAAAGGUCUGAUACUAUGUAAAUAAGGUUUACUUGCUGUAAACGUUGGCAAAUUUCCCACUCGAAUCACAGGUCUUUGAAUUGAAUUAACAGAUUUACAGCUGGUCCACUCCCUCCAGGCCUGAAGAUCAUUCAUAUUUUAUAGUGUUUUUGUCCCUCCCUCAACUAAAGAUCAAUCAGAUUUGAUAGUAUCUGUGUCCCUCCCUCAACUAAAGAUCAAUCAGAUUUUAUAGUAUGUUUGUCCAUCCCUCAGGAUAAAGAUCAUUCAUAUUUUAUAGUGUCUUUGUCCCUCCCUCUUUCUUUGUUUUCCAGACAAGGUCCAAGAGGAGAUAAGCAGGGUCAUAGGAAGUCGUCAGGCCUUGGUAGAGGACAGGAAGAACCUGCCCUACACUGAUGCAGUGAUCCAUGAGACCCAGAGACUGGCCAACAUUGUACCCAUGGCCAUCCCUCACACCACCAGCCGAGACAUCACCUUCCAGGGAUACUUCAUCAAAAAGGGGACUGAAGUGUUUCCUCUGCUGACGUCUGUCCUGCAAGAUGAGAGCGAAUGGGAGAGCCCUCACACCUUUAACCCCGCCCACUUUCUGGACGAGGAAGGUCGAUUCGUCAAGAAGGAUGCCUUCAUGCCCUUCUCUGCAGGUGAGUCCCACUGUUUUUUAAUACUAUCAUUCAGCAAUUAACUACAUCUGAUAUCCUUCUAUGGUGCUCAGUUAACUACAUCUGAUAUCCUUCUAUGGUGCUCAAUUAACUAAAUCUGAUAUCCUUAUAUGGUGUUCAAUUAACUAAAUCUGAUAUCCUUCUAUGGUGCUCAAUUAACUAAAUCUGAUAUCCUUCUAUGGUGCUCAAAUAACUAAAUCUGAUAUCCUUCUAUGGUGCUCAAUUAACUAAAUCUGAUAUCCUUCUAUGGUGCUCAACUAACUAAAUCUGAUAUCCUUCUAUGGUGCUCAAUUAACCAAAUCUGAUAUCCUUCUAUUUUGCUCAAUUAACUAAAUCUGAUAUCCUUCUAUGGUGCUCAAAUAACUAAAUCUGAUAUCCUUCUAUGGUGCUCAAUUAACUAAUUCUGAUAUCCUUCUAUGGUGCUCAACUAACUAAAUCUGAUAUCCUCAUUGCUUUGACUCAAAGAGAGUUGAGGGGAUGGAAAUGAUGUUGUACCAACGUGGAAUAGACAUUAAAUUGACGUCUGUGCCCAGUGGGAAUAUUGAUAUUUGUCAACUAUAGGAACCUAUAGUUAUCUAUGUUAUUAUAUAGUUACAGAUCUAUUGUCCUCAUGUUGCUUCCUCAUAUUCCUCUUCCAGGUCGUAGGGUGUGUCUAGGAGAGGGUCUGGCCAGGAUGGAGCUCUUCCUUUUCUUCACCUCCCUCCUGCAGAGAUUUUGUUUCUCUCCUCCUCCCGGGGUAACAGAGGAUGAUCUGGACCUCACACCAUCCCUGGGGUUCACCCUCACUCCUUCACCACACCAGUUGUGUGCUGUGAGCCGUGUCUGAGAUGAGAGUCUGGUCCCAAUGUAUAUUACACACUAGACUCCCAACUUUAUGAAUAUGCUGAACAACUAUUUUGUCGCUGAACAUGGACAUGAAUGAUAUGAAUAUAUAUAACUGGCUACAGGGAUCGGAGGUUUAAAGUUGAUUGGACCAAAAUGAACUGAAGCAGCUUUUGAUCACCAUUCAGAGUGGCCUUGCAGUCCUAGAUGCUGACAUCCGUAUGAUGUCUGAGGGGCAUUUGUGUAAAACCAAUUUUGAUCUAGAAACAUGACACUCAAAUGACCUUUUAGGGAUGCCCUAGGUGGGGUCCUAUGUAAAAUGUCAAUGUCCGCAGGAAGUGGACGUUAUGAUUGAGAGAGCAAACUUGGAUGUUAGGAUCCUAUUCUUAUACUGCAAGUGCCCUUACCCCCACUGAGCUCCAUAGAAGUGUCUCCUGAGUGGCGCAGUGGUCUAA
Messenger RNA from Coregonus sp. 'balchen', 7978 nucleotides. Lineage: Eukaryota; Metazoa; Chordata; Actinopteri; Salmoniformes; Salmonidae. The record is from the annotation of a GenBank genome assembly.